AUGUUGGGAUCUGUUGUAGCCAGUCUCUUGCUCGCUCUGCUACCUGCCCUUUUCAUUUUAUUUUCCGCAGAGGCAGAUCCAGGGCAGAUCUGCAAGUACCACGAUGUGGUUGAGUACCUGAACAUCACCUCUAACAGUGAUCUCUUCUUAUACACCAAACCCAAGAGGAACUGGAAAGAGCCUGUGGAAGUGGAGCUGGAUUUUACUUUUGCCUCCAUCAUCUCCAUAAGAGAAAAGUUGCAGACAGUGACUUUCUAUUUCUGGCUGACAAUGGAAUGGAAAAAUGAUUUUGUGUCUUGGAAUCCCCUGGACUUCUGCAAUAUUUCUUCCUUCUCUAUGCCAGCAAGUCUCUUCUGGGCACCAGAGAUCUUCAUUGAUGAGCAAGCAGAUGAAGACAAGUCUACAACGAGUCUCUUUGUCCAUGUGCAAAGCAACGGGCAGAUCAAGAAAGUCCAGGUGUAUCGUCUCACUGCCUCCUGCGGUUUGCUAACUGACAAGUUUCCCUUUGAGAAACAGAGGUGCAACAUAUCUAUUUUCUCCACUGUAUACCCAGUUCAGGACUUGAUCCUGAAGAAUAUUAAAACCUCGGAGGAGGCCACUCGGAGCAGCCUCAGUUACCACCUCACCCACGGAGAGUGGAAAUUCAUAAACCUCAGGGUCCUACAUCACAACGGUUCUGCAGAUGGGAUGUACUUUAGUGUGGUCACCUAUCAGAUCGUCAUGCAGAGGAGACCUAUUUUACAUGUUUUAAAUAUGAUCCUCCCGACCUGCGCCCUCUUCUUGCUGGAUAUAGCCAUUUCCUUCACACCAGCCUCUUUUGACUUCAAAAUUAACUUCAAGAUCACCCUUAUCCUGGAGGUCUGUGUUUUAUCUUGGAUCCUGAAUGAUAUUCUGCCUGCUGCCUCUGACAGUCCACCAGUAAUAGCUAUGUUUUUCUCGGGUGUAUUCUUGUCCAUGGUCAUUUGUCUGUUGGAGAACUGCUUGUUGAUGACCCUGAAGGAAAGAAAGCCCCUAAGAUCUUUACUGAAUGCAAGGAAGCUGCUGCUGAGAUUCUUUAAGAAGGAGAAGAAAACGUCUGGGAACCUUGCAACUCAUCACGAUGAGGUACCUCCAGGACAAGGGGAGACCUGGGACCCUAACCUGACUGGAAAGGAAGGGAAAGAGACCGUCUUGUUUCUGAAAGAGCUCCACUCAGAACUACAAAUCAUCCAACAAUUAGCUUCCUUGCAAGACGAGGACCAAGCUGAGCUGGAAUGGGAGCAGACCCUGAUCUUCCUGGAGAAAGUAUUUUCCUACACUCAUCUGAUCGCCUCCGUUCUGUUUUUUGCUUUUAUUACCAUCAAAUGGAGCUAUUAGCUACGAAGCUGCCUGUGACCAUCUGUGUCAUCGGAGAAGACGCAGUCACCACGGGGAGCUAAAGGAAGGAGAGAGGAAUUAUAUUGAUUGCCUUGCAAGGCAUUCUGUCAGUCUGGCUUUUUAAACUCAGCGCUGCUAACUUCACUAAUCAGUAAUGAGUGUGUAAAGGGGCAAUAGUUAUUCUCAAGUGAGUUAUUGACUCUGGCAACUCAUAGAAAAUGGAUGGGAGGGACCUUGAAAGGUCAGCUAGUCUAUCCCUUACCCCAGUACAGGAUCAGCUGUAGCUGAGUAAUAAUGGGCUAGAUCUGUGGCUAGAUAGUUGCCUAACCUACUCUCUAACUCCAUUAAUGAAGAGUCUAAAACCUUCCUAGAUAGAUAAUUGUCGUCUUGUAAUUGCUGUAUGUUGCUAGAUGAGCCUUCUGAUUGCAUGAGACAUAAUAAAAUAUGGGACCGUU
This is a messenger RNA of Gavialis gangeticus (Gharial), 1811 nucleotides long. Its product is annotated as 5-hydroxytryptamine receptor 3A-like. The transcript is spliced from 9 exons. Lineage: Eukaryota; Metazoa; Chordata; Crocodylia; Gavialidae. Gene Ontology annotation, biological process: monoatomic ion transmembrane transport; regulation of membrane potential; nervous system process. Gene Ontology annotation, molecular function: extracellular ligand-gated monoatomic ion channel activity; transmembrane signaling receptor activity; neurotransmitter receptor activity. The coding region runs from base 1 to 1356 and encodes 451 amino acids. The record is from RefSeq and is a predicted model, not a curated record. Gene Ontology annotation, cellular component: membrane; neuron projection; synapse.